Molecule: messenger RNA, 2290 nt
Organism: Aquila chrysaetos chrysaetos
Lineage: Eukaryota; Metazoa; Chordata; Aves; Accipitriformes; Accipitridae
Product: methanethiol oxidase-like
Exons: 12
Coding region: 707-2149 (480 amino acids)
Molecular function (GO): protein binding; selenium binding
Source: RefSeq, a predicted model, not a curated record
GAGGAGAAGGCUUGGGUCUGUUGGUGGCUUGGUGCCUUCUGGCUGUGGACUUUGCUCCAGAGUCCUCCUAAACUUGUUUGGAGCUGGGUCUUGUGGGUUUGUUACUCUGACACCCAGAAAGCAUAAAGUAAAAAGAAACGUGGGGAUGAAUGUGGUGUUUUCUCUGGCCAGGAAAGGGUUUCUUUUCUCGAGCUACUAAAAGUGCCAGGAAAUGUUUAGGUAGACUGAUGAUUAAAAGCCUUCUAACUAUUCUCUCAUUUAUUCAACUGCAACUUGUACAGACUGUGCUUGCUAUAGUCAGGUAUACCAUGGCAGGGAGUCCGCAGUGCAAAGUCUGGCUUUGAUGGGGCUAUUUUUCCAGGAGUAAUAUAAGGAGUAGGGAGAAGCAAGCUGAAGGGGUGGUUUCUCAGUUCUUCAGGUAGGAGCGUUUCCCUGGAGGAGCAGGGACACGAGUGAUAAAUGAGAAUAAAAACAAAUAAGAAGCUGAUGCAGCAAAGCCAAGUCAUACAAUUUAGGUGGGGGUUUUCCUCCCUCUCCUCAGGCUUGCUGUCGUAAAUGGGGAGAAGGGGUCCUUUUGGUGGUGGUGGUUGUUUCCUAACAAGCUUUUGUUCAACUGCAUUAAGGACAAUUUUCUCAGCAGUUUUAAAGUCUUUUGGAGAAUGAAGCUGGCAGGUUUCAAAGUGCCCCGGAGACCCACAGCAGUGUGAUGAGCACUCCCAGGAUGAUGCUAGGGGCUGAAAAGUGUGGAGCGUGUGGUCCUGGCUUCGCCUCGCCUCUGGAUGCAAUGAAAGGUCCCCGGGAGGAGAUUGUGUAUGUGCCCUGCAUCUACAGAAACACUGGGAGGAAGAAACCUGACUUUCUGGCCACUGUGGAUGUCAACCCCAAAUCUUCAGACUAUUGCCAGGUGAUCCACCGCUUGCCCAUGCCCAACCUGGGGGACGAGCUGCACCACUCGGGGUGGAACGCCUGCAGCAGCUGCUUCGGGGAUGCCACCAAGAAGCGGAACCGCCUGAUCCUCCCCAGCUUCAUCUCCUCCCGCAUCUACGUGGUGGACGUGGGAACUGACCUGCGAGCUCCCAGGCUUUUCAAGGUUGUCAACUCGGAGGACGUCUUCUGGAAGUGCAGCCUGGGCUACCCCCACACCUCCCACUGCCUGGGCAGCGGUGAAAUCAUGAUCAGCACCCUGGGAGACCCGGCUGGCAGCGGGAAAGGUGGCUUUAUUCUGCUGGAUGGAGAGACCUUUGAGAUCAAGGGGAACUGGGAGAAAGGGGACAAGAUCCCCCCGAUGGGUUAUGAUUUCUGGUACCAGCCACGCCAUAACGUCCUGAUCAGCACUGAAUGGGGAAUCCCAAAAUGCCUGGGAUAUGGGUUUGAUCCAAAUGAUCUGAAGAAAGGGUGCUACGGACGCCGCCUCAACGUGUGGGACUGGACCACUCACACCUACGUCCAGGCCAUCGACGUGGGCGAGGAUGCGGCCCCCCUGGAGAUACGCUUCCUCCACAACCCUGACGCCGCUGAGGGCUACGUCGGCUGCACCAUCAGCAGCGCCAUCCACCGCUUCUACAAGACCGAGCAAGGAGACUGGGCAGCCGAGAAGGUGAUCCAAGUCCCCAGCAAGAAGGUGGAGGGAUGGCUUCUCCCAGACAUGCCAGGCUUCAUCACCGACAUCCUCAUCUCACUGGACGACAGGUUCCUGUACUUCAGCAACUGGCUGCACGGAGACAUCCGCCAGUACGACAUCUCCAAUACCCGCAAGCCCAAGCUGGUGGGGCAGGUCUUUCUGGGUGGCAGCAUCACCAAGGGAGGACCCGUGACUGUGUGCAGGGACGAAGAGCUGCAGAGCCAGCCAGACCCAUUUUUCAUCAAGGGGAAGAGGGUGCCGGGAGGACCCCAGAUGAUCCAGCUCAGCUUGGACGGGAAGAGGCUGUAUGUCACCACGUCCCUCUACAGCGCCUGGGACAGGCAGUUCUACCCCAACCUCAUCAAGGACGGCUCCGUCAUGCUGCAGCUGGACGUGGACACGGAGCAGGGCGGCCUGACAGUCAACGAGAGCUUCCUGGUGGAUUUUGGGAAGGAGCCUGACGGGCCCUGCCUGGCACACGAGAUCCGCUACCCCGGCGGGGACUGCACCUCUGAUAUUUGGGUUUAGCCACCUCCUGCUGCCCCCGAAGACUCUCCGCACCCCAAAAUCCCAGUGCACAAGGGCUUCGGGAGUUUCACACACUCAGCAAACUGCUGGUGACCCGUGCAUCCUGCCCUUGCUUAAAUAAAACCAAGAUGUUGUCGUCCU